AUGUACAACCACGCCCACGCAUGUACAACCACGCCCACGCAUGUACAACCACGCCCACGCAUGUACAACCCCGCCCACGCAUGUACAACCCCGCCCACGCAUGUACAACCACGCCCACGCAUGUACAACCACGCCCACGCAUGUACAACCACGCCCACGCAUGUACAACCACGCCCACACAUGUACAACUACGCCCACGCAUGUACAACCACGCCCACGCAUGUACAACCACGCCCACGCAUGUACAACCCCGCCCACGCAUGUACAACCACGCCCACGCAUGUACAACCCCGCACACGCAUGUACAACCACGCCCACGUAUGUACAACCCCGCCCAACAGCACAACAUAG
Molecule: messenger RNA, 351 nt
Organism: Procambarus clarkii (red swamp crayfish)
Lineage: Eukaryota; Metazoa; Arthropoda; Malacostraca; Decapoda; Cambaridae
Source: RefSeq, a predicted model, not a curated record